Molecule: messenger RNA, 2082 nt
Organism: Caenorhabditis briggsae
Lineage: Eukaryota; Metazoa; Nematoda; Chromadorea; Rhabditida; Rhabditidae
Gene: Cbr-grd-7
Product: Protein CBR-GRD-7
Exons: 12
Coding region: 1-2082 (693 amino acids)
Source: RefSeq, a predicted model, not a curated record
AUGUCCUUUCUCACCCACAUUGGCCACAAACGAGAACAAGCCACAAACACCUUGACAUGUCUGAGCCAACACUAUUCCGAUGUCAGUCUGGCUAGAUUACAGAGUUUUCCAAAUCUGAUGCAAGAGAUAUCGAAUAUUCAAGACAAUGUUGGAAUCGUUCUGCUGAAUCAGCAUGCCAUGAACAUCACUCUCAAUUGGUUGUGUAAUUUGAAAGCGUUUCAUGAUCCGACAAUUCUCGAAAAUAUUGUAGUUUUUGCAAUGGACAACCACUCGUAUCAGAUGCUUUCAAUGUUAUGGCCAUCCAUUCGAACGUUCAAAUUAGAGCUUCCAUCUGUGUCACAACCAUUCCGAGUGGGACAUUGUCAGUACCAGCUGUUUCAACUUCUACGGGCUAAUCUUGCAACAAUGUUCUCCAUGAUGAACAAAUCAUUUUGGAUGUUACAACCGGACACCUAUUGGCGGGAAAACCUAUUCGAUUUGUUUGAUGUGACCAGAAAUGAUUCAACAGAUGUAUAUCUAGACGUUGAGGGAGAGUCUGUGUUGUCGUCCAGGAUGAUUGCCGGAGGGAACUUUCAUGUGAGAGCCUCAACAGCAUCUACUUUGUUUUUCCAUCAGCUCAGCACUGAAAUUCGAGAACGCUACACAACAGAUAACAAUGUGAUGGGAGCAAUGUGUGCGCAAGGAUUUGCGUCAGUGAAAUGCGAGUUCAUUCCAUACCACACAAUUUCAAACUGGCGAUGGAAGAAUAAAAAUUUGAAACCCGCGUUGAUGCAAUUCGAUAGUCUUAUUCUUCCGGGGACCAUGGGAAAACUGGAAAGGAUGCAUCGAGCAGGAGCAAAGUUUGUGCAUCCAGACGGAUCAUGCCUAGUUUUGGAAUCUGCCAACGUCUCUUCCCUGGUCAUAUUUGACGACACGUUACCCCACGUUUUAUUUCCACCGUGUUUUCACUUCUUCCAUGUGGCACACGUCGAUAUGGUGCCGAAGUCUGUAUUCAUACUUUUGUUGACUGGUGUUCAGUUAGUAUUGGCAGCUGAGGAAUACAAAAGUCAAACGACAUACCCGGAGAGUGCUCCACCAGCAGCAACAACUCCAGCGCCACCUCCGCCUCCCCCUCCUCCAAAGCCCUAUGUAGAGCAUUCAGCUCCACCACCUCCACCUGCGCCCGCUCCCUCUCUAGCACCAUAUCCUCAACAAGCUCCACCACCACCACCACCAACAGCCGCUCCAUACCCACAACAAGCCCCAACCCAGGCGCCAUAUCCUCAACACGCUGUUCCAGCUCCUGCUCCGUAUCAUGAGCAACCUCCACCACCACCUCCACCAGCUCAUUAUCCUCCUCCACCCCAUCAAUACCCACCACCACCUCAUCCAGCUCCCCAUCCAGCAUACAUUGAUCAUUCCGCACCUCGCCCAGCAUAUCCAGAACAAGCACCUCCACCGCAACCAUACCCACAACAACAACAUACGUAUAACGGAGGACCACGUACCUACCAUGAGCAGCCACCACCAGCUUACCCAUCCAAAUUCCAAUACGUAGACUAUCCAGCACCCACGACUCGCAGACCGUAUCCAUACCCUAGUUUUGAAGUUUUGCCACAUCACGAAGAGUACCAGCCAAAACCCACCCGUAGACCAACCACUACUGAAAAAUCCACUACUACCCAUAAACCUCGUCCAGGAUGGGGAGAUACCGAGUACAACUACCCGGAGAGACAGCUUCCACUGAAAGGAUGUUUUUAUAACAAUCAUGGAUAUGCAUGCUGCAAUCUCCGCCUUCAAAAUAAAAUGGAGGAGUUGGCUGAUCAACUUCUGAACAACGGGACUUUCCAUCGAUGCAAUGUUCAAAAACUAGCCAACGAUCUUCAGGAUACAGUUGAAACAGCUUUCAACGAAGACUUUGAGACAAUUGUUGGUCUUUCUGACUUUGCCGAGCGCAUUCAUUUCCGUGAACAUUAUGUUUGCAAAAUUGAAGUCGCUGGAAGGUACAUGCUAGCAUGGGCAACUCCAGAUGACCACCCGGCGAGAAAUAAGCGUGGGGUCAAUUCAACAACACCCGUCGAAAUUCACGAAUACAAUUUCUAA